AUGAAGAAAGGGCCUCUCACAAAGUCAAAGGUCAGCAAAAGUACCAAUGGUAACUCUUCUGACAAUAUUAAAACAAAUUUAAAAAUUAAGAGCGACAACAAUACAGCAAAUGCUAAUAGCAAUAGUAGUAAAGCUUCUCAAUUCUUAAACAAUAUCAUUGUUAAGGAAGAUAUCACGCCUCUAUCCAAAUCAAAGGUAAAUGGUACUGCAUCCUCCACUAUAGUGGACAGUAUCCCGAAAAAUAAGAAGAUCGUCAAAGCCAUUGAAGAAGCUGAACAAACUGGCUCUGAAAAUGAUAGCUCUUCUUCAGUUGAAUAUUUAUCUGAUUCGGACGCCUUAUUUUCACCAUUAUCUACUUCGAAUCAUAUAGAUUCUAUUGGCGAAGAAGAUAUGUACGAUUUUCCAUCUAGCUUCGAUGAUAAGACAUUAAGAAGAUUUCAAAAUUUUACUAUGACCCACGAGACUGACUACAGUGGUAAUAAUUUUGCUCCUUCCUUACCUUUAAAUUCUACUGGUUUAAAUAUAAUUGAUUCCGAACAAUAUGGUUUGGAUGAUUUGAACUCUCCAUUGGCUGAAAGUAACGACGACUUCUGGAAAGAAGUUCACGUCACUAGUGAAGAAGCCAUUUGUUUUUCCGAUCGUUCAGACACUUCAAACGAAAACUUCUCUCUACAAGAGAGGAAAGCUUCUGUCAUUUCUCAGGAUCUAAAUAGAAACAAUUUCACUUCUUUGAAGGAUUUUGUCUCUGAAGAUUUGGUUUCAAACGCAACUAACUCCAAAGAAUGGAAUGAAACAAUUUUUGGCGAAACCAAGGGUAAAGUCAAAUUACUUUGCUAUAGAGAUGCCGAUGGAACAUUGGCUUUAAAAAUUAGAAAUUCUGUCAAUAAUAACAAUAAUCCUCAUAGUUCACUACUAACUAAUAACUGUAACACUAAUAGUACCGAUAGAGCCGGUCAUGCAACCACUGGAAUGGUUAGCAAGAAGAAAAGAAGAAGUAAGAAAAGCAAACUUUUGAAAAAAGCCAUUAGAAGAAAAAGUGGUGUUGCUCAAAUGAUUUCAACUAAUGCUACGAUUGGUGAAUUCAUGUUAUAA
Kazachstania africana CBS 2517 is the source of this 1092-nucleotide messenger RNA. RefSeq lists its product as uncharacterized. The record is from RefSeq and is a predicted model, not a curated record. The transcript has a single exon. Bases 1 to 1092 code for a protein of 363 amino acids. Lineage: Eukaryota; Fungi; Ascomycota; Saccharomycetes; Saccharomycetales; Saccharomycetaceae.